Messenger RNA from Lolium rigidum, 519 nucleotides. RefSeq names its product factor of DNA methylation 3-like. The coding region runs from base 66 to 320 and encodes 84 amino acids. NCBI's taxonomy places the organism in Eukaryota, Viridiplantae, Streptophyta, Magnoliopsida, Poales, Poaceae. The transcript is spliced from 2 exons. The record is from RefSeq and is a predicted model, not a curated record. Gene Ontology annotation, biological process: gene silencing by siRNA-directed DNA methylation.
UUAAAGCUGCUACGCUUUGUUCAGAAUGGGAAAAGGAACUUAGAAACCCAGAAUGGCAUCCUUUUAUGGUAGUCGAGGAUGGCGAUAAAUAUACAGAAAUUCUCAAUGAGGACGAUGACAGGCUUCUCAAGCUAAAAGAGCUCGGUGAAGAAAUAUACACCUCAGUAGUAAAGGCGCUGCUUGCAUUGAAUGAGCACAACCCCAGCGGAUGCUUCCCUGACAAGGUGUUGUGGAACUAUAAGGAUGACAGGAGAGCAACAUUGAAAGAGGCCAUCGAGUACAUCAUAAAACAGUGGGGAUCACUCAAGAGGAAGCGUUGAGCCCCACCUGCCAAUUGUUAUUCUGCAGGCUUUCAGGAAACAUGAACAUGAGCAUUGCACUUGACUUAAUAUAGUCGUCGUGCUAGUGGAUUAGUUAGAAUUCUGUAGUAGUUCACUACUUCUUUAUGACCAUGCCACUAGAUUAAUUAGCUUUGGUCACCUUUUGCUCGCUAGCUAGUGCGUACCUAAUGCUAGUAUU